AUGGAGGGCAGUCUACUCAUUCCCCCAGAUCGGGGUGCUAUUCUUGGACGAGCCGUUUGGAAGACACGAUAUGUUGUCAUUGGUCCAUUGCCGCAGAAGGACGGACACCCAUCGAACCUCUCCCUCUCCCAAGUCUUAGCGAGCGCGAGAAUCAAGGAUGUCGGCGGCUGGGGCUCCAGAUCGCAGCCAAAGCCUCCCACCGACGCCAUCUACCUCUCGGUCUACAAGACAAAGGACGACUCGGAACCCAUUCAACAACACUCGCUGGCCUACGUGACAGGAUGUGAGGUCCAGCGCGUCGCUCACCGCAAGCAGGGACAUGUUCUCCCAACCAUGUCUGUUCAUAUAUCCCCCGAUCCCGCGACCGACAAGCUGCGCAAGCGCCGAUCGAGCCGCACUGCUGGUCUUACUAGUUCGAAGGACUCGGCGCCGACCACCCUGUGGUUCCGCGCCGCUGAUGAUACAGGAUAUAGCUUGGGCGACUGGGCACGCUAUAUACAGUCGCUGAUACAGCCUGAAGUCCCUGGCAGACAGCCCCUGAGUCCCGUCAGUCCUAUCUCGCCGUCCUUCAUCAACCCAUUUUCUUCCUCGCGUUCCGACGCGAACGAGUAUUCCUCGUCCACGUCCAGUGCGAAGAGCAAGAAGAAGUCCAAGUUACAAGCCAAAUCCGCUGGCUACGGUGCGACCCGCGACCCGCAUACCACCACUACAUAUAACUCCGAGUCUCCCAGCAUACGCUCUCUGAGAAGCGACAUGUCGUCGUCUCACGCCAGCUCGAUGAACCCUGCUGCCAUGGGUUUCAUACAGCAACACUACACGACGGUGCAUCCUUCCGAUCUUCCGUCGCCCGCCCCGACCGUUGGGGAAUAUCAAGAGCAAUUCAUAGAAGGUCUACAAUCUAGUUCGCCUCCGGCACCACGGCAGACCAUCUUGGAUAGGGCAUUUCAACUGCAAUAUAUUCCAGGCUCCGACCGAGAAAUCCCAGGAGAGGAAAAGCUCAGCUCCAUCGCAAGAUUCGAGGCAUUGAUGCGAGAGGCGGAAGUCAAGUCAAGUGUUAAUGCUAAGGGAGUCGUCGCGACUAAAGAGCCUAUGCAGAGCACCUGGGAUGAAGAUGAUGAGAGUGACGAUGACGGCGAAUUUGGUAAAGAGGUUGACGACGACGAUGAGGAUGAUAGCGACGAGGACGCAUUCGAGCAAGAUGUCGACGGUGAUGGCAUCGGCCCAUCUGCAUCCAGAGCGCUCCAAUUCAUCGCCAAUCGGCACAGUUCGGGAAGGCCACAUUGGUCACAGAAUGUCAGGACUUCCGUUUAUAGCGAUUCCGGAGGUCUGAGCGGCGGUCCAUCGAUUCUCCGACCACAUACAGCACAUUCGAGGUUACGACCGGGUACCCAGCGGACGACUAGUCAGCCACAAAUACCCAUCUCUUCCUAUGAUGUGCGCUCCGGUAGACCGACAGAUGAAGGUGUCACGCGGCGUUCACAUGAGAAACGCCACUCAACAUCUGACGUGAAGCACUUGAACUUCAACGAGUUCACCAAGCGCUUAAGCAGCUCGAGCAGCUUAUUGCUUGUGCAGACCAACGCAAGUACAGGGAGUAGUCGGGGGAGCAGCGAAAUUGACCCUGCGACUACCCCAAGAGCCGCCUUGAGCCCUCGAGGCACAGGCCUCUCACCAGUUGAACGUGAGGAACGGUGUCGUUGGCGUGGCAGCGUCGGCGUGUUCGGCACCGACGAAGGCGGGUUCUUGUAA
Anthostomella pinea is the source of this 1749-nucleotide messenger RNA. The record is from the annotation of a GenBank genome assembly. Lineage: Eukaryota; Fungi; Ascomycota; Sordariomycetes; Xylariales; Xylariaceae.